AUGGCUGGUAUCGCCUACUACACAAUUGCUGGCCGCCAGGUUGGCAGCCACUUCCUUGCCAUGGGUGUCCUCGGCUCCCUCUUCGGUGGUGUCUACUUCGCCGCCUCCGGUCCCAAGAAGAUUACCUCCGCCAACAACACUCCCCCGAUCAACGCCUCCAGCUCUGACGAGGCCGACUUCAUCAAGAAGUUUCUCGACGAGCAGGAGUCCGCUGAGAAGAAGCACUAA
Messenger RNA from Geosmithia morbida, 228 nucleotides. Its product is annotated as F-type H+-transporting ATPase subunit k. NCBI's taxonomy places the organism in Eukaryota, Fungi, Ascomycota, Sordariomycetes, Hypocreales, Bionectriaceae. Bases 1 to 228 code for a protein of 75 amino acids. The transcript is spliced from 3 exons. The record is from RefSeq and is a predicted model, not a curated record. Gene Ontology annotation, biological process: proton motive force-driven ATP synthesis.